AUGCAUCACGUCCUCUCUACAAUUGCACAUGUCAAGCGGGCACUCUCGGAGACAAUUGUGAGACGAUUGUUAACUGACUUGUUGAGUAAUCCGACGAAUAUCAAAGACAUGGUGCCAUUCAUUCUCGGUUUGGAGACGGAAGAACAACGCAUGAGCAUGAGCUGGGACUAUUCCGAUAUGUUUUCAUGGGCAUCUUACGAAGAGAAAACCCUGCAAUUAGAACGAGAUCUCUACAAAUGGAAUGAUGUGACACUAGGCAAUUGCUUCACAUUCAAUCAUCGAAACAACACCGAUGCUCAAUAUUUGGGAAGAAUGACCGGCAUUAUGGGAGGCUUUCUGGCGUCAUUGAAAAUCAAUAGUAACGAGUAUUGCCCUUGGGUGGAUACAAUGGGAAUACAGGUUUUUGUGCAUCCAGCUGAAGAGGAUAUCUUCUCCGAAUCAGUGAGCACGAUGUGUCAACCGGGUGGCCAAACGGAUAUUUAUCCAUUUAUGACAGCUUACACGCGUUUGGGCGGUCAAUAUGGAACUUGUAUCAAGGAGGCGAGCCAAGUGAAGCAAUACUUCUACACUGGCGCCUAUGCGACCGAUGGAUGUCUUCAAUCUUGCUAUCAACAAGCCUGUGAAAACAUUUGUGGUUGUAUGGAUCCCCGAUAUCCGAUGUCACAAACUGCGAGCGCUUGUGGACUCACGCAAAGAAAUUGUGUCGAUGAAGUGACAACGAAUCUCGGCGAUCCGACACGGUCCGAGUUUCCAUCA
Mesorhabditis belari is the source of this 756-nucleotide messenger RNA. The record is from the annotation of a GenBank genome assembly. Lineage: Eukaryota; Metazoa; Nematoda; Chromadorea; Rhabditida; Rhabditidae.